This is a messenger RNA of Populus trichocarpa (black cottonwood), 893 nucleotides long. Its product is annotated as protein DCL homolog, chloroplastic. The coding region runs from base 35 to 622 and encodes 195 amino acids. The transcript has 3 exons. Lineage: Eukaryota; Viridiplantae; Streptophyta; Magnoliopsida; Malpighiales; Salicaceae. The record is from RefSeq and is a predicted model, not a curated record. Gene Ontology annotation, biological process: chloroplast organization; chloroplast rRNA processing. Gene Ontology annotation, cellular component: chloroplast.
AAGCUUAGUAACAAAUCCAUUCCCAAACACAAAAAUGGCUGCAUCUGCACUUAUCAGGGGCGCCCCGCUUCUGCGCCUCCGGCUUCAACACCACCAUCGCUUCGCCACCGUAUUACUCGUGCCACUUCGGAGAUCAUGGUGUUCUACAGCGGAGUCUACUCCACUGGAAGAGGAUGGUGUACCUCUUUCGACUCCCGCAGCGUUGAGCUUGCGCAAGGCACCAAAGAAUUCAAGUUGGGACGACCAAAAUUACCGACAGUGGAAAGAUGAAGAAGCAGAUAUUUGGAGAGAUAUUGAACCUAUAACUCACCUCGCUAAAGAAAUUAUCCACUCUGACAGAUACAUGGACGGAGAACAACUAACAGAUGAAGAUGAGAAAGUUGUGGCAGAGAGGCUUCUUGCUUAUCAUCCGAAUUCUGAUGAUAAAAUAGGAUGUGGGCUUGAUUCUAUAAUGGUUGACCGUCAUCCCUUAUUUAAAAACUCCAGGUGCCUGUUUGUUGUAAGAAUUGAUGGUGGAUGGAUAGACUUCUCCUAUCAGAAGUGCCUUCGAGCAUACAUUCGAUCCAAGUACCCAACUCAUGCAGAAAGAUUCAUUAAAGAACAUUUUAAACGUGGCAGUUGAUGAUGAUUAUAACCCGGGUGAUUACUUGAUACUCCAUCUGCAAUUUUCUUUUUUCUUUUGGCAAUUAGAGAUCAUUGUGAUCGACAUAUUUUAAAGUUUUGCACAAGUGCGCAGGGGAUUGUGUAUGGAUUCUAGUACCUAAAUGUAUCCUAGGUCUUGCCAAAUUGUCAAACGUAGUAGAUAAUCCUUGUCUAGCACUUUCAAGGUUUUUUGGUUGUUUAGAAAUGACGACACAAGAUGAUUGAAAUGAACUCGACUUUGUUGACUUGCA